Messenger RNA from Ogataea philodendri, 495 nucleotides. RefSeq lists its product as uncharacterized. The transcript has a single exon. Lineage: Eukaryota; Fungi; Ascomycota; Pichiomycetes; Pichiales; Pichiaceae. The record is from RefSeq and is a predicted model, not a curated record. The coding region runs from base 1 to 495 and encodes 164 amino acids.
AUGGCAAUAGCGUCAACACUAUUAGCAGUUUCUGCUUCCAAAACACCGAUUCCGUGGACUGCCAAAAGAUCAGAAAUCACCUUGAUACCUGUGACAAUCAACGAUUCCUCGUUACUCUUUGUCACAAAGAUAGCACACACAAAUAUGCUGUCUGCUGCCAGGUCCUUAUCCAGAAUACAACACAGACCCAGACAGAUCAAACCAACGCGUCUGAUCUCUGUUUCGGAACGACGAAUCGAUGGACGAAUCAAACUGUCAAGAAUGGACAUUAACGUGACGUUGUUUUUCAAAGGCUCACUAACCAGCUCCAGCAUUCUGCGUGCAAUAGAAAGACACUCGGUCAGAAUCUCUGGACUCAGCUCCUCAACCUGUCUGAGCUCCUGCUGCAUCGAUCUGUUAGCGCUCGCGAUCGAUGAUUUGGAUAGAUUGGCUCUGGCAGAAUGGAAACUGGACUCUCCGUCCUCAUCGUCUUCGUCCUCAUCUUCGUCUUCAUAA